AUGAAGACAGAGGUGGAGGUCACGGAAGAGGAGACCUCCUGGGUGUCUUCACUGCGAUUCCGCGUCCGUCGUUCCGGCAGCCACGGUGGCUUCAGGCGCACUCGAAGCCACAGCGACAUCUACCCCACCCCACCUGGACUGAACAGCAGCUGCGGGUUUAUCUUCGAGGCCCCGGAGGUGGAGGACUUCGAGCUCGAGCCCGUGUCCAAUGCAGGGCCAAAGCCAGCCUGGGAGGACAGCAAGGCAACGUCCAAGAAUGUGGUGCUGUUGAUCGAAAUGGAGCUCAUGGGGCCCCCUCCUGGUGGCACGGUCUCGGAUGAGCGGCAGACGCUGACGCUUCGAUCCUGGCUGAAGCGGGAGACUCGAACGCUUUCGGAUGCCGCAGACAUCUUCGGAUCGUUGAUGCUUUCCGUGCGCCACAUCCACCGCAAGCGCAUCGUUCAUGCCGACUUGAAGCCCGACAACAUCUUCUGCGUAGCCGAGCGCGCAAAGGUCCGAGUGGUCCGCAUUGGCGACUUUGGCCUUGCAGGCGAGAACCAGCUGUUCCGACAGUUCGACCAGUUUUCUUCUGACAUGCUGACAACCCGCAGCGGUCUCACUGGCGGUACUCCUGGCUAUGCCGCGCCGGAGAUACUGCAGUCUGUUCGACAAGGACGGCGCGCGGCAUGUUCUGACAAAGUCGACAUCUACUCCUGUGCUGUCAUCCUCCUCGAGUUGUUGCUGCAACCUUUCCGGACGCACAUGGAGCGCAUCGUCACCUUCGACAAGUUCAACCAUGAGCAGGUAGUGCCGGGAUACAUCAUCAGCCGACUCCCAAAGACGCGAGCCUUGCUCGGGGAGAUGGCAGAAAAUGACCCGGCAGACAGGUUGUCUGCAGAGGAGGUGUGCAAACGCUUCGACAAAGAGGUGCGCAAGGAGCUUUGCCGCUGUGCUGCGCAGCUUUGCGGCGAGCUUUGCGAGGCGCUAAAGCCCUCGGGUGGCAACGGAAUGGACGCUGGCAGAGCGGCCGAUUCUGCGAGGGCUACGGAGGGCAACGGCCGCCGACCUGGACGCCGCGGCCACCGGAAGAACUGA
Molecule: messenger RNA, 1074 nt
Organism: Symbiodinium necroappetens
Lineage: Eukaryota; Dinophyceae; Suessiales; Symbiodiniaceae
Source: the annotation of a GenBank genome assembly